GGUUUUCAAACGAAGGAAGACCAAGAGAAUCUGCUUCAUCGUGUCUGGUCAGAAGACCCCCACCCAAAUGUGCUGGAAUACCUUAUUCCAAAGUGUCCACGCGUUUCACAAUACCCAAUCAUGGAGAAUACCUGCUAUGAACCUCAACCGGGGAUAAUUACAAAGUUGCUGCCUCAGCUUGUGAAAUUGGAUCUCACCGUCAGCUUGGAACUACCUGGGCUGGACGAAUGGCAGAAUUUCCCAGAAGCAUUGGGGGCAUCCCAUUGCCUGGAAGAGCUCACUUUGCGAUUUGGGACGCGGCUGGCUCCAGUCUGGGACGACCAAGUUCCCACGUCUGUUGCGGAGUGGGCUUGGGCUGCUAUGUACACCGCCAUUGGUUCCGUUCCAACUCUCAAGAAGCUGUGGUUGUCAAAAGAGCUCGAUCUGCCCAAGAGCAAUGAUGGUAUCACAGCGGCAGUAGUGAAAAUCUUGGGACGGAACACGUUGGAUUCUUUGACUUUGAAGGGCUUUCGUGUUGACCUUGAUGUCAUUAUUGCAGCUCUCAUGCAGUCUGCGGCUCCGAGUAAGGUCAAUUUCCUGAAGUCUUGAAGUCCUGAAGUCAGGACCCCUAAGUCUUCCACCAGUCCCACUUAAUCCCACUUCAGGAAAUUAACCC
Molecule: messenger RNA, 655 nt
Organism: Seminavis robusta
Lineage: Eukaryota; Bacillariophyta; Bacillariophyceae; Naviculales; Naviculaceae
Source: the annotation of a GenBank genome assembly